AUGGCCAGCGUAGUGGAAGAAGAAGACCCAGAAGUCCCCUCCUCCACCAUUCACGCGUUUCCGGUCUGGGCGGGGCCAGCCAAAGAGGAUGGAGAGCGGACAUAUCAGUAUUGGCCCUUCUCCACUAGUGAUUUGUACAAUUGGAAAACCCAGACUCCCUCCUUCUCUGAACCGCAGGGUCUUAUUGAUCUUUUAGAGUCUAUCCUUUUUAUUCACAAUCCCACUUGGGAUGAUUGUCAGCAACUGUUACAGGUGUUUUUCACUACAGAGGAUCGUGAGCAGAUCCUGUCAGAAGCUCGGAAGGAUGUGCCAGGGGUGGAUGGGAGGCCCACAAUACAGCCUAACCUCAUUGAGGAGGGGUUCCCCUUGGUGUGACCCAACUGGGACUUCUAACGCCCUGAAGGUAGGGAGCGUCUCCAAGUGUACCGCCAGACUCUUAUGGCUGGCCUUAGAGCGGCCGCCAGGAAGCCAACUAAUUUGGCCAAAAUAAAUUCAGUGAGGCAGGAGCCAAAUGAGAGCCCAGCAGCCUUCCUUGAAAGAAUAAUGGAAACUUUUAGACAGUAUACCCUUAUGGACCCACAGGCAGAUGAGUCACGAGUGGCAGUUAUGUUAGCAUUUGUAAAUCAAGCAGCCCCUGAUAUUAGAAGAAAGUUACAAAAGAUAGAGAGGUUAAGUGAACAAUCCUUACAAGAUCUAGUGAGGGCAGCCGAGAGAGUUUUUAAUCAUAGAGAGACCCCAGAAGAGAGAGAGGACCACAUUAGGAGAGAAAGAGAAUUUAGAGCUGAAGAAAACCAUAAAAAUAAAAAAGAGCUGGCCCAGAUAUUUUUUGCUGGGGUUGAAAACAAAAACAGGUUCCAAAAAGGGAAAAAAUUGGACUCAAAAACUGAAGAAAAAACGACAAGGCGUAAGCUUGGAAAAAACCAAUGUGCGUUUUGUAAAGAGUUUGGACAUUAGAAAGAUACAUGACCCAAGAAAAAUCUAAAAGAGGGGCCCAAGAACCCCAAGAACGAGACUCCCUCUCCAGACAGUCAUAUCCUCUACGUGGGUGAGGAUAGCGUAGGGGGUCAGGGCUCAAAGCCCCUCCCCGAGUCCUGGGUAACUAUAAAUGUGGAGGGGAAAACGGUUGGCUUCAUGGUGGACACAGGAGCCCAAUACUCAGUCUUAAACCAAAAAGAUGGACUCAUGUCUAAGAAAAGUAGCUGGGUGCAGGGAGCAACCGGGACUAAACGAUAUGGAUGGGUUACAAAACGGCAUGUGAACUUGGGGGCCCACCAGGUAACCCAUUAUUUUCUGGUGAUACCUGAGUGUCCAGCGCCCUUGUUGGGAAGGGAUUUACUGUCUAAAGUGAAUGCCCAAAUUCAUUUCGACCAUGGACAAGUGUCGGUUUUAGAUGGGACCGGGCAUCCUCUUCAGGUCCUGUCUCUGGCAUUAAAAGAUGAAUAUAGACUCUACUUGCCAGAGGCCCCAGUGACAAUAAGCCCCAAAGUACAACCAUGGGUUCAAAGAUACCCUCAGGCCUGGGCAGAAACAGCAGGAAUGGGACUGGCCAAACAGAGGCCCCCUAUCAUUGUGGAACUGAAAGCCAGUGCUUCCCCAGUGAGGGUAUGGCAGUAUCCCAUGAGUCAAGAGGCUCGACAAGGAAUUACUCCUCAUAUACAACGCCUCAUAGACGCUGGGGUCCUGAAAAGGUGCCGGUCCCCAUGGAACACUCCCCUGUUUCCUGUGAAAAAGCCUGGGGGAACUGAUUUUAGACCGGUUCAAGAUCUACGAGAAGUCAACAAACGGGUGAGUGAUAUUCAUCCUACGGUUCCUAACCCUUAUACAUUGCUAGGCAACUUGCCUCCAAACUACAUUUGGUAUACUGUUUUAGAUUUAAAAGAUGCCUUUUUCAGUUUGCCUCUUGCCCCCGCAAGCCAAGAGAUCUUUGCCUUCGAAUGGCAGGAAGACGGUGGUCAGACCCCUGUGCAGCUGACAUGGACUCGCUUACCACAGGGUUUCAAAAACUUGCCCACGUUAUUUAAUGAGGCCCUGGACGAAGACCUCCCUGAGUAUUGGGUUGAACACCCUACCAUUGUUUUAUUACAAUAUGUUGAUUACCUUAUGCUGGCAGCGACUAUGGAAAAAGAGUGCCAAGAGGCAACAGGUGACCUUCUCCAAACCUUGGGGACUUUAGGUUACAGAGCCAGUGCCAAAAAGGCCCAGAUUGCCAAGCAAGAGGUUACAUACCUCGGUUAUAAGAUAAAACAGGGCCAGAGGUGGCUAACACAGGCUAUGAAAGAAACCAUCCUCCAGAUCCCUGAGCUGGCUAACCCCAGACAAGUGAGAGAAUUUCUGGGAACUGUGGGAUAUUGCCGGUUAUGGAUCUUGGGGUUUGCAGAAAAGGCCAGGCCCCUAUAUGAAGGGACCAAAGAAAACAAGGACUGGAAAUGGACUGAGCCAAUGAAAGAGGCCUUCCAAGAGCUCAGGCGAGCCUUGCUAGAAGCUCCUGCCCUUGCCCUCCCUGAUCCAUCUAAGCCUUUCCAAUUAUUUGUAGAUGAAAAGUGGGGGAUAGGAAAAGGGGUACUAACACAGAGAUGGGGACCAUGGAAGCGACCUGUAGCUUACCUUUCCAAGAGACUGGACCCAGUGGCAGCCGGAUGGCCACCUUGCCUCCGUAUCAUCGUGGCCACUGCGCUCUUAGUCCACGAUGCUGAUAAACUGACUUAUGGACAGAGACUCUUGGUCUACACUCCUCAUGCCAUAGAGAGAGUUUUAAAGCAACCCCCAGGUAAAUGGAUUUCUAAUGCCUGCUUGACGCACUACCAGGCCUUGGUACUUGACACCCCACGGAUUCAUCCCUGCACUCUAAAUCCGGCCACUCUUUUGCCCAAUCCGGAGGAAAAUAGCCCCCUCCAUGAUUGUGAUGAGAUACUGGCCGGGGUAACAGCAAUACAAAAGGACGAUAUUCCACUGGAUAACAGUGAGCUAAAAUGGUUCACAGAUGGCAGCAGUUAUGUGAAAGAUGGACAGAGACGGGUGGGAGCUGCAGUAGUAGAUGACUCUGGACAGACAAUAUGGGCAGAGGCCCUUCCCCCGGAUACCUCAGCACAAAAGGCAGAGUUAAUUGCCCUGAUUCAAGCAUUAGAGAAAGCCAAAGGAAAAAGAAUAACUAUCUUCACUGACAGUCGCUAUGCUUUUGGCACAGUACGCAUCCAGGGCCCGAUAUAUCGGGAACGGGGGUUUUUGACAGCUGAAGGAAAAGAAAUUAAAAAUUUGCCUGAAAUCCGUAGACUUUUAGAGGCUGUGUCAAUAGUACACGUACCUGGACAUCAGAAGGGUGACAGCCCCACAGCACGAGGGAAUUGUGCCACAGACCUGGCAGCUCGAAAAGUAGCUGAUGAAGAUUUCAUCACCCCUGUGCCGGUGGUAAAUGUACCCUGGAAGAGGGGCAAGCUCCAGAAUCAUGCAUUCUGGGCAUGUCCAGGACCCGUACCUCCGUACUCCAACUGGGAAAAGGAUCAUAACUUUGCCCAGGUAAAAAUAAGGUUUAACAUUGACAAAGCAAAAAAAGAAAAGGCCUGGGUCAACGGGAUAUCAUGGGGGCUUCAGACCAGAACUGACGGGUUCCCAUACCGGGAGUAUUAUAAUGGGAUCAUUGUUGUGAGUCAAGUUUUAGAACCGGUACAAAUGUAUAGUAUCGGUCCAAACCCCGUUGAACAGGUCCAUGCAACUCUCUACCCGACAACCUCCCUACCUACAUCCCAGGGACCAACAAAAGACCCAGAGGCGGGCCCCCUUGCUAAACUUGGACAAACAGAUCCACUAUGGAAAUUAGUAAAGGCAGCUUAUGCUACCUUAAAUCAAACCCAUCCUGAGGCAACUAAAUCCUGUUGGUUAUGUUACAACUUAAUUCCCCCUUAUUACGAGGCAGUAGGCCUCAACGCCUCUUACAACCUGGCCAACGGCACUGAUCCUCCUCAGUGUCAAUGGGGAGACCAAAAAGUAGGCCUUACAAUGAGAGAGGUAUGGGGAAAAGGGUUAUGUAUGGGCAAGGUAUUAUCAGAGAGGUCUCCACUGUGUGCGCAUGUCGUUGAGCCUACAGACUUGCCCAUAGCCAGGUGGCUAAUACCACGGAUGGGAGGAUGGUGGGUCUGUUCACACACGGGGCUGACUCCAUGCUUACACAGCUCAAUCUCUGAUCCCAAAGAAGAAUUCUGUGUUAUGGUAGCAGUCGUGCCAAAGAUUCUGUAUCGACCAGAGGAAACAAUAUAUGAUUACUGGGCCCCAAAAUUGACCCUAAAUCCUCAAGAAAGAACUUACAAAGUCAAGAGGGAACCUCUUACUGCCAUAACCAUAGCAACUAUGUUCGGUCUUGGAAUAGCCGGGGCCGGAACAGGAAUAACAGCUUUGUCCCCACAAAGCCAAGGAUUUAACUCCCUGAGAGCGGCCAUAGAUGAGGACAUCACCUGUAUAGAGCAAUCUAUUAGUCAUCUGGAAUCAUCUUUAACUUCCCUAUCUGAAGUAGUUCUGCAAAACAGAAGAGGAUUAGAUCUGCUCUUUCUGCAACAGGGGGGACUCUGUGCUGCCCUAGGAGAAGAGUGUUGUUUUUAUUCUGAUCACACAGGAAUAGUUAGAGAAUCUAUGGCCAAAGUAAGAGAGGGACUAGCCCAACUUAAACAAGAACGUGAGGCUCAACAAGGAUGCUGUGUAGCUAGUUUUGUUUCUAACCACUGGAAGGAUUUUAAGUUACAAAUUGUUGUUCAAGCUCCUACAAUUACCAUAGCCUCCUUCAACUAUUACUUGGGUCCCUUGAUCAGAGACCCUCAAUAUAAGGGUAAGCAGAAUAUGUUCCCUCAACAAUUUAGGGUCUGUGCCCCUCAGCAGCUACAGAAUGAGAACUAUGCCCCUUUCACUGGCAACGUAAUUCUCCUAAAAGAAAAAGGGGAGAAUGAGAGUUAA
Molecule: messenger RNA, 4938 nt
Organism: Budorcas taxicolor (takin)
Lineage: Eukaryota; Metazoa; Chordata; Mammalia; Artiodactyla; Bovidae
Biological process (GO): virion assembly; proteolysis
Molecular function (GO): RNA-DNA hybrid ribonuclease activity; nucleic acid binding; aspartic-type endopeptidase activity
Source: RefSeq, a predicted model, not a curated record